This is a messenger RNA of Ailuropoda melanoleuca (giant panda), 9666 nucleotides long. RefSeq names its product transmembrane protein 236 (gene TMEM236). Lineage: Eukaryota; Metazoa; Chordata; Mammalia; Carnivora; Ursidae. The record is from RefSeq and is a predicted model, not a curated record. The transcript has 5 exons. Bases 6208 to 7263 code for a protein of 351 amino acids.
GCUGAAGGCAGACGCUUAACUGGCCGAGCCACCCAGGUGCCCCCAUUAAAUUUUUAAUCUUAAUUAAUUUUAAUUAAAUUUAAAACGUGAAGCAACAUGAAAAUAUUUCCACCUUUAAACAUAACUUUAUCAUUUCAGUAGGACUAUAUAUCACUGUAACCGUCGGGUCACAUAAUGGUAUUGUUGUAGUGUUUGUGUACUUUAAACUUUUUUAAUGUAGCCACUAGAAAGCUUAACAUUAACUAUGUGUCUCGCAUUCUAUUCCUAUUGGACAGUGCUUCUCUCAGGCUUCUAGGACCUGACCAUGUAAUUAUCAAGAAUAUGUCUGAUGUGAUGAGGGAAAUAGACUGUAGAGUGUAUUCCCCCAUGAUCCCUUCCUGAUGAUCCUGCCUUUGUUUAAUCCCUUCCCCUGAAGUGUGGGUAGGCCCUGUAACUUUCUAAUAAUCAGCAGACCAUGGAAAGGUGAGAGGAUGUUGCUCCUGUGAUUAUGUUAUGUUAUAUGAGACUCCAUUUUGCUAGCAGACUGAGUUUGGAAGAAGAGCCUUCCUGUCAAGUCUCCAGAUGAGAACUCACCUCUGGGCCAACAUCUUGUGUGCAGCCUUGAUGAGGACCCAGAUAAGCCAUGCCCAGCAUCCUGACCCACAGAAACUGUGAGAUAAUAAAUGUAUAUUGCCUUAAGCCACUAACUGUAGAAAUUCGUUGUUCUUCGGUAACAAAACACAUAGCCUGGGAACAGGGGGGUGGGCAGCGUAGAACAAUAGAAGCCUAGCAGAGAGGGGAUCUACUGGGGAAAGUGAAUCUUAGCCAGUGUACUUCGAGCAUCCUAGCCCUUUAAAUAAGCUGUUCUCCAGGUGGUAAUAAAUAAAGCUUGAGUUCGGGUGAGUUUACCUUCCCUUGUUUUGAUUUUAUGCUCACAGAAAAACGUGUUAAUUAUUACAUGCUCCCCGUGUGUAGGUCCACUUCAGGGAGAGGAAGUCCAUGUCCAUCUGACUUGCGCUCUCCGUAGAUCCAGCUUGCUCUGUAGAGCAGUUUCACUGCCACCAGCUCCUGCCUUUCUGCCCAUCAACACCAUACGACCACAGGAAACAAACCCCAGAUAUGCCAGAACAUUCCUGGCUGUCUGUACAUUUUGUUUCACAGAUCCUACACUGAAAACAAUGAACAAACCUUGAGAUUACAAAUGAUCUUACUAACAAUUUAAGAGACUUUGAAUUUUUGACUUCCUGCCUGCAGGAAGGAAAUGACAGUUGGAAGUGUGGAGAACAGGUGUUACCCCGGACAGCAUGAUAUCUUCUGCUUACUAAAAUAAAAAACACUGCAUCAACAUUCCUACGUGGAAGUGAGUUCUAACCACAAGACUCAGUCUUUCCACCACGGACCCAGCUCCAGAAAACCAGAUCUGUUUCCUACCAGGAAGUUGUUAAACCCAGCAUUAAAGAGCAGAGUAAGGGGCAGAGUUCUUUGCAGCAGUUUUGGAUGAAUCCAAGUAAAGAAUUUGGGGGUGUGAAAAUGUCUCCCUCCAUGUCCUUCCAGUUACUGGCAGUGCAAUUGCAUGGCGGACUCGUCAGGGGACUUAGAAGGGGAAAGAAUCAGGAUUGGCAUAAACUGGUCUCAGCUGAAGGGUAGGUGAUUUCAAACCCUCUCUCAUCUCCGUUUGUCUUUGUCUCCAAGUUAGGGGUCUAGCAUUAUUUCCUCCCAGUAGCUUAAUGUUGCCAUAAUGACUUUUUUUUUUUUUUUUUUUUGCCGAGCUAUCUUGUUGCUCUAUCGCUGGUGAAGAGACCUACCUUGCCUCCCAAUCUGUUAUGGAAAUUUUAGACAAAUACUUACUUGAGAAGAGCAGAGGAUUCUGAAAUAAUUGAAGGUUGUGCCUUGGUCCAGACACAUACCAGCCAGUCCUCUGUAGCUUCCUUUGUUAAUGGUUCAAGUCCAUUAUGGAAUAUGCAUUUUUGAGGGCAUAUGGAUUAGAAAAGGUUGGGAAAGAUAUUGCAACACUGGGACCUAAGUCUUUGUGAAUGCUUGCAAAGAAGCAUGGUCUUUUCCUAACAUGCAUCUUGAGAUGGAGGAACUGCAGUCCCCAGGGGCUUUGUUUUCUCUCUUCCCUAGAGACUUUAUGGCGUCAUGGCUGUGGAAGAAGGAGACCCCAGGGCUGUAAUUGGGACCACACAAGGAAGUUGAAACUCGUAGGCUGAGUGGACAGGUAUUGGGACAUUGUAUUGGGACAUUGUAUUGGGACAGGUAAUGCAUGAUUUCUCCUUCUGAAAGAUCCGUGUGAGAGCCAGGAUGCCCUUGGAAUAAAAGAUGAGUUAGCAUUAUCAAAGCUUGGCACGUUCCCCUUACUGCCCACCACUUCUCUUACCCUUCAUCUCCAUCCAUUCCUUCUACAAGAUCUUUCCAGGGCCUGUUAUGAGAUAGGCACUGCGCUGAGCUAUGAUGACACAAAGAUGAAGGCAAGUGUUCUCCGCCUUCAGAGAUCUUCCAGCUUUGUAGAGGACCCAGUGUGCAAACAGUAUAGGGAGACAAGUGCUACGGUAAAAGUGUGAAUGAAUCCAGAAGGAUUCAGAAGGUGUUUUGACUGAGGAGGAAAUGCUUGCUUCUGUUUGGAGAAGGAGAGUAAGGAAGGAUUUCAGAGGGGAGGAAGCUCUUAGAGUGGUGUGUGCAGGAGGAAGGCUGUGCUUUUGCCACUCUCAUGUGAGAUCAGAAGAAGGCAAUAAAAUUCUGCCCACACUGCCCAGUUGGCAAGCAGUUAUUCAGGGAUCUCCCCAUCUUCUGCUUGCCUCGUAGCUAUUUCAUUGCUCUUUAGUGCUGCCAUUUAAGGAAUAAGUGGAAGUGGAAUUUAUUUAUGUUGCUUUUGCUGAGAAGUUAGGGAAAACAAACUGGUGGGGGAAAGAUUUAAAAAAAUAGAGCACAAAAUUUUUAUUAAGCCAGAAUUGCUUUGUUUAAUUGAUUGUUACUAAUCUGAAAGUAUUUCCUAAUUUUUAUGCUGGUGAAAUAUUAUAGCUAUGCAAAUAUUAACAAAUCAAAAGUGAAAACCCCUCCACCCCCCCUCACCCAUUUCCCAGGGACAGCACUGUUAGUUUGACGAGUAUAUUUCUGGAUUUUUAAUUUAUGCUUAAAUCCACAACUAUGAUAUUUUAAAACAAAAAUGAGAUCGUGCUGUUCACAUUGUUAUACAUAGCAUCUGCAACUUACUUCUCUCUCCUUACCCUCUCCUAACUCACUACAUCAUGAACAGUCUUAGAACUAAUUUUCAAAGAAAAUGUCAUUAUAUGACACAGAGAAGGUUGCUUUGAGUCAAUAGAAAAAUCAAUUUGGCCAAAACUCACCUCCUUCAAGAAGCCCUCUCUGAGCAACUCUACUUUGAUUUUUUUAAUUCCUUUCUUCUGAAUUAUCCAGUAGGCUUACCUAUUGUUUUUGUAUAAUAUUUGGCCCCUGCUCAUAAACAUAUUCCUUUCUUACACUAAAGCCCUUUUGGUUGCCAAGAUCAAAGAGCCCAUUUUGUAAGAAUACACGUAAACUGGAACAUUCAAGAACUGAGGGACUGGCAUUUCUUGGCGUGCUUGCCUCUCCCUGUUAAUCUCUUCCAGUCUUCUUGCUCUCUGUGUUGCCCUCUUUGUCCUCUUCUGUUCCCUCGGCUUCCAUUCGUUCACUCAGCAAAUAAGCACAUAAGCAACAUGCCAGGGGAUUCCAGCACAUACAGUUUAGUUUGCUUUAAUCCUGACUCCAAAUCAUGGCCUCCUUUAAUUCCACUUACCAAAUUCUCCCUGUGUUUCUUGGUUCAAACUUCUGAGCUGGAGCACAUGGCCCAGUUUACGGAGGGACGUUCUGUUCCUAACCAGAAUGUAAGUCGGGAGGGCUGUGUCUCUAGCAUGAUCUGCUCAUAGAAAGUGUUCAUAAACUAUGUUAACACAGGCGCUCUUUCCCUUACAUGAAGGUGGGCUUGUUGUGGGUAGCAGGCAAGAAUCACAACCUCCCUCCUGUUCAGAGAAAGCACAGCUAGUUAUCAGAGCAUUCCGUGGCAUAGAAAACAGCAGGUCACAUCACAAAAACAUUGUCUUUGAAGGUAAAGGUGAGAGAGAUUAGGAACUGGAGGAAAAUUAUAUGUGAGAAAUAUAAAACGAGUACCAUUUUUAAAUUCCCAUACAUGGAAAAAAAUUCAUUUAAAAUGUAUUUAAAAUGGAAUUAAAGACCUAGACAGAGUCCUUUUGCUUGGAGCCAGGCAGUUUUAUUCAACAACUGUCUUCAAAUGCCCAGGUCACAAUUCUUACUAACACACAAAAUUUGUAGAUGAAAUUAUAAUACAACGUAGCACUGAUGCCUCAAGACAGGGGCUAGAAGGUUAGAGUCUAAUUUGUAUCUAGUCUCUCUUAAAUAGAAAGUUUUGUCAGGGACGAUACAGAGAAUCAGUGACAAUUACAUGAUACUAGAAAUAGUUGGUAACAGAAAUGCAGCUCGCGUGGUUUUUCUACCCUGUCCUUUCAUGUUCUUGGUACCAGUCUUCCAGGUCUCUUUGUUCAUUUGAGAGGACUUCUGCUAAACAUCUGCAGAUUGGAAAUUCAAGUUCAAAUAAAAUAGAUAGCUUGAGGAACUGGCUGACUAAUUGUGUUGCAGUGGGAGGGCAGGAGGCGGUAAUCCUCAGAGCCAACACCAGAAUCCUAGGUGCACCAGGGAACCAGGCAGUGCAGGGCCCCUUCUUCAAAGGGCCUGCCUGGGGAGAGAGGAACCCAGAGAAAUACUGGUGUGCCUCAGGCUGCCAGCAGGCACAGGGGAAGCCAUCUAAAGAAGCAAGCAUGUGGAAGGGAUCAGAAUCAGUGCUCCCCUCAUCGCUUUUUCUUUAUCAGUUGCAGCCAAGUUUCUCCCUCCUCCCCAGGUGGCUCUGUGGCUCCCCGCUGACUUCUCCACCUCCAGGUUAACACGGCUCCUGUCCUUCCUCCUCACCAGCACUCAUUCCUCUUUCCAAAUGAUCAAGUAAGUGGCUCUUAUGUCUGGAAAACUGCUUUUUUGCUGCCACACCCACACACACACACACACUGCCUCACCCCACCCCACACCCAAAUCCUUCACGGAAUAUUUACAUUCUGACCCCAGCCAAUUCUCCUAACAUCACCUGUCCCUACAUCCUGCCAUGCGACACCAGGUUCUCAUAACCGCUCCAGCCUCCUGGCUGCUUUUUUUGUGUCUGGAAUGUCACCGACACCCCAAAACCUGCCAUCUGUCCUCAUCCUUAUCUUUCCCUCCCCUUGCCACAGCCCAAAGAGGAAGUUCUCUGUGUUACCAUAGCACUUAGGUUGUACUUCUGACCUCAGUGAUUUUUGUUGUUCACAGGUUUGUUUUCUCUAUUGGACUUUGAGCGUUUUUAGGGCAGAAGUUGUCUGUCUGUCCACUUUCACUCCCCAGCACCUGGCAAAGGCAGAGUGCUCAUUGCAGCUGCUCACAAGUAGUUUCUGAAGGAAGGAUAUUCGUGGAGACAGUUGUUGUCUUUUAAAUAGUUGAUAUGCUUUUGGUCUAGAUAGAGACAGCUCUUAAUAUGUCAAUCCUGAUGACAGGUUUCCAACAUAUGUUGGUUUCCUCACCAGCAAAAUAAAAAUGUUAAUCUGGGUUACAUAACAAUUAACAUGUAAGAACAAAUAGUUCAAGUACCAGGAAGAAAUUUGGUUAGGAGGUUGGCAGUGUGAAUCUAAACUCCCUUCUCAAGCCCUUUGAAGAAAAGCGAGGGGUAGUCUUCCAUGAUGAAGACCCAGGUUUUGGGUAUCACUUUUUGCCUGGAUUUGCUUAGAUAUAAAAAUUUGGGAUUGGAUUCCAGCUCUUCUUCUCCUUGAAUUUUAAAAUUAUAUGAUUCCAGUGGUUCUACUUGACAAAUGUUAAAUAUUUCAUAAUGUUUUGUGUGUGCUCAAAUUGGCAAUCCAAGCUACAGUGAAAGACCUGCUUUUUACCAGUGCUGCAAAGCAUAUUCAGAAAUUCAUUUGACUUUGAAUAAUGGACGUGCAAACACAUUAAGUCAUCAUUUCCACAACUGUUCUGUUUCUUUAAGAGACCUUGCUUGUUAAGUCGGAAGAUCAUUGAACCAUAUGAGGGUCAAUAAAAGAAUAAAAAGUCACUGGUUAGUGAUUUCAGUACAAGGAACUUGAUCCUAGUUCAGUAUCGGUGUCCAUAUGCUGCUCACAACCAAAGGGGGAGUGUUUGAUCCUCAGCAGCUUGCCUCUUCUCAGGAUGGCGUCUGGAAGACUCAUCAAGCUCCUGGUUUUUGAGCUUCUUGAAUUUGCAGCUUUCUCCACCCCCACACUCGUGAUUAUAGAACAGUUUGCCACUGCCUAUCAAAGAGUCGCAGGCAACCCUGAGAAAACGCAUUAUUGGCUGAUUGUUUCCUGUUCCAUCGCGUAUGUGGCUUUAGCGACUCUACUGAUUUGGGUUCCCAUAAAAGUUCUCUUAUACAAGAAGCAUAGCCUUAACGAAAAAAUUAAAGGAUGGAGACCUGUUGUGAUGAUGUGUGUUGUACUCACCACACUUCCCAGCUUCAGCUUUUCUAUCGCAGUGACCGAGGUUCAAAAAAGUAUUAACGGUUCUGCGGAUAUCUUGCCUGAUAAGUUACCAGAUCUGCCAGUUUCUCUGGUUCUGACUUCCUUGAUUGUGGUUGAUAUUAUUGAAAAACUCAGGAUAUAUCCUCUUAGAGGGCGGCUAAAGAGUAACGACGAUACGCACAUUCAUAAAACUAAUUUGCAGCAAAUGAAAACCGUGACGGACCAAGUGAAGCAAAAUGAAGAAAAUACUUCACCUCCCCAUCCGGCCGGGAGGACUGAGUUGUCACUGCCGUCAGCAGCAAGGACACCGAACCCCGGUCCAGUGAUGGCGAGACCCCAAGAGCCCUCCUUUCACUCAGGAGUCCUGAGAACAAUGUCCCAGCAGGACGAUCGUGCCCAGAUCUUCCUCUGGAGCUUUCUGCUGUGGUCCGACACCAUAGAGAUGGUGCGCGUAGCUGGCCACUCUGCCGUGUAUAAGUCAGGCUGGGUGUACCCAGUCUACAUAUUCAGUUUUAUUUCUCUCCUUCGAAUUAUAUUAACUCCUCAGAACCCUCUUCUGAAUUCCCUGGGCAUCCUUCUCCAGGAUUUCCCCUUUAUUUUUGUUAGAAUAAGUUUAAUCAUUGCCCUGGGAACUAUCACACCUGUAUUGGGCCUUUGUAAAAACGUAUUGGUGACUCUCUCUUAUGUGUACUUCAAUCACUUAAUCAAAUUCAGGGCUUUCUCUAUCUUUGAAACGUCUUCAUUUUAAAGAGAAAAUGUAAUAUAGUCAAACCUCUUCAUUAUGCAGGUGUACACAUUUGUAUUUUUUUUUUCUGGGCCUAAGUUUUUGUACUAUAUAAAGAAAUGAGGAAUACAUUGUAAAGAAUACACUAUUUUUAAUAACUGUAGUGGAUCACUUUUUUAAAAAUGUACUGAAAUGAUGGUAAAUUUAAGCAAAGUUUUAUUCUUAUGUUAACUCCCCUGGAUCUCUAGAAAAUGUCAGCCAUUUUAGUUAGUUAUGUAUACCACACUUUUCCUCAAAACACUCUCUGUUAAAGCCUUAAAAAAAAUUAAAACAUGUUUUCCCACUAAGUCAGCCCAAGAAUGAGAUUCUUAUCAUUUAUAUAAAUUAAAGAACAUUGUAAGAAUUAAUUAGGUAGAACUAUUUUUUAGAAAAUAUACCUGAAAUUCUUGAAUAAUUUUUAGAUUAUACUUUUUAACAAUUUGAAUUGUAGUUUUAGGGUCUUCUUCAAACAUGGUAUUAUGUUCUUUAAUCCACUAUGGCAAGUGACUUUUAUGUAAUUGACUGAUUUCAGCAUAAACAGCUAUUUAGUUUAACAGAUGUUUGGUUCAGUUCAAGGCACAACUCUUUUGCUAGUACUGAAGUACUAAUAUAAAUACUGUUUAACAUAAUGAAGUCUGGGUACAUCAGUAAUACCUAGGAAAAGUUUUAUAAUAGGAAGAAACCAUACAUUGAAGAUGUGAAUUUCAAAGAAUAUUUUGUUUGUGGAAUUUCAGGCCAUCCUAAAAACAGUCUCAAGUCCCGUUUAGAAUUAGAAGUUCAGCUUAUGAAUAUAACAGCAAAUGCAUUGGUGUUUUACCUGAUAAUAUAUAAUGAAUAUCUUGAUGUUAAGUGAUUAGUUACAUAAUUACCAAAUUUGCUUUCACCAUAUUGGGAUGCUCUUGGAUAUUCAGCUGCUAGAAAAACUUGAGAGGCAUAUGCGUGCAGAGUAAUGUGUUAAACUAGCGAGUCUUUUCAAUGAUCUGUGGCAACAAAUAGUUUAAGGAUGGAUAACUGAACUUGCAUGCCACCCCUACUUUCCACCAAAUUCCCCAGUCUCACUGGCCCCCUAUGCUUUAUGGUUUUUCCUCACAAUGUAAGAAAAAAUCUAUUCACAGUUAUUAAAAGCUUAGCUUCUGGCUUUAUGGCUUGGAGCAAGUUCUUUGACCACGAUAAGCCCUAGUUUCCACAUUUAAAACAGGAGACAAAUAACAGUAACUUAAUAGGUUAGAAUUGUACUUUAAGGGAGUUGAGAGGAUUACAUGAGAUAGGAAAUGCUCUCAUGACUUUGUCUGGCAAACAAUAAUAACCAGAUAAAUUAUAAAUAUUUCAAAUGUACCAAAUCCCAGAGAAACAAGUAGCUAAAUGCAUUGUUUUAAUUUUCCUGUCUCAUUCUUUGCUGCAUCCCUGCUUACUGUCUGGGAAUAAAAAUUUUACCUGUGCAUCUGUGAAAAAUAAUAUGUAAAAUCUUAAGAUCACCUCAGAUUAUAAUUUUUCAUCAAGUAAUAUUAGUUUCAAAAUGAGCAAAUAUACAGAUUAAAGUUGCUGUGACUAUUGAUUCAUCAGGCAUUUGACCGUCCCUCCUGAGUUUUCAUAAACCCUAAUUAUAGCACUCUGUUAAGAUUUUCAUUAUGAAUUUACUUUUUUGAGUUCCCCAUUAAUGUUUAAAUCCUUAAUCUUGUUUAACAAUGCAUCUCUCACCUCAUCUGUUAAUCCAACAGGAAUUUAUAGUACUUGUAACUCUUAAAAAAUGAGAAUUCAAAUCAUUUCUUCCAAAUUAUGCUAUGAUAAUCUCUUUUAAUUAAGGAAAACCUAUGGUGAAGUAGUUGAUUUGUAAUAUUCUUAAGUAUGAAAAUAUUUUUACAUAUAUUUAUAUUUAUCUUUAUAUUGGAAUUUAUAGAGUGAACAGUGCUCACACUCUUAAGUAUUACUUAUUUGCGUUUAGAAUGCAUUUUGUGUCUAAUAUUUGAAUACGGAUGUACCUGAUAUAUUGGGAAGUCACACUUUAUACAAAUAGUGUAGUCAUGUACAUGUAGGAGGAAAAUUAUUGGGCAACUAAUUUAAUUUAACAUUUUAUUUCAAGAGUAUACACGUGUUUAUAAAGUUCAAGUCUAUGGGUUUUUUUUCACUUCCAUGCUUUUCAGUAUUUUGUUUAAUUAAAAAUUUUUUAAACCGAAGAACAGUUGACAUACAAUAUUAAUUUUAGGUGUAUAACAUAGUAAUUUGAUAUUUACAUACAUUACAGAAUGAUCACUCUAAUGAGUCUAGUUACCAUCUCUCACUAUACAUAGUACUUACAAUAUUAUUGACUACAUUCCCUAUGCUGUACUUUAUAUCCCCAUGACUUAUUUAUUUUAUACCUGGCAAUUUGUACCUCUUAAUCCCCUUCAC